Trypanosoma conorhini is the source of this 471-nucleotide messenger RNA. RefSeq names its product putative retrotransposon hot spot (RHS) protein. The transcript has a single exon. The record is from RefSeq and is a predicted model, not a curated record. NCBI's taxonomy places the organism in Eukaryota, Euglenozoa, Kinetoplastea, Trypanosomatida, Trypanosomatidae. The annotation marks the transcript as partial.
CGUGCGCCGCGUCCCAGCCUGACGGGACUCGCCUCCGCGGAGGGCUGGCCGUGCCCGCUGAGGGAGGGGGAGAACAUUGCCGGCUGCUGCGUUCACUCUGCGGUGGGGCGUGUGUGGCAGAGUUUCAAAGGCGGUUGGGACGGGGCGCUGCGCACCAAAGGACCAAAAUUGUUUGAGGUGAGGCGGCGUGUCGUGUUUGGGGCGCCCGGGGAUGGCGGCCUCGGUGGUGGACGAGUGCCUGUCCCUAAUCCCCUCCACCGGCCACUGCACCGCGAUGAGUGCCCGCUCCACUUUGUUCCCUGCUGCCUCGGAGGCGAGUUGGCGGACGUGUUCGACACGGCCACGCAAACGGCGACAGGGCACGAGGGCGGGCUCGGUAUCCGAAGGCGUGUGAAGGAUUCGUCGUGGCGGGCAAGAGGGUGUGUGUUGUCUACGAUGCGCCAGAGGAGGGAGCACCGCUGCCGUGGGUAA